CACUUUCCCAGCUAACGUUACACGUUGAUUUUCUCGUGUUAGAACUAUCCAUUGGCAAUAUCUACGAAUUUUCCACUGUUCGGUAAAUCUUUCUAUGCACAGUCAACGGAUCUGCCCAGUGAAACCGCCGGCAACCUCUACAUGAAGUUGGGCGUCUCUAAUACAUGCAGCCAGACGGAGCAAUCCUUAAAUCGUUCUAGGUUCUCUGCGCCCUAAUUCGAGCUUUAGUCCAAUACUAUCGGAACCACCCGUUCUCUAUUGACAAUAAGAGCAUCGUGAACAGCCCGAAUUUAGUCACGGAAUACUCUCAACCCUUCGUAAACAGAUAUUCCAACAAUUAUGCAGUCAGCAACCACGACAGACCGAGACUCUUUGACAUCAAGAAUCCUGCCUCAAAUGACCCUAAGCAAAGGUGAUGAAACAUCUUCAACUGGUCCACCUGCACUUCCAUCCGACAACCUCAGUGCUGAGAAAAGCGCCGCAAAGAGGUUUGAAGUGGAAGGAAACGCCAUAAUAACUGGCGGAGGAGGGGCCCUUGGAUUCGCAGCGUUGAAGGCUCUCUUGGAACAUGGUCUCUCGGGUGUCAUGAUUUUUGACGUCAACUUAACUCAAGCGCAGCCCAAAAUCGAUAAGUUGCAGAAGGAAUUUCCAGCCUGCCAAAUCCAUUCGAAACGAGUUGACAUCACUGAUGAUUUGGCAGUUGCUAAAGCAGUUGAAGAAACAGGAAAUCUCCUGGGCUCCGUGGAUCACCUUCUCUGCUUCGCUGGGGUCGUCGGCUGUCAACAUGCCCUCGAUAUGACCGCUGCUGAAUGGCGCAGGGUGCUCGAUAUCAACACGACUGGAGGAUUCCUUUGUGCCCAGGCUGUAGCAAAGCAGAUGGUUCAGCAAGGUCAUGGCGGGAGCAUUAUUUUUGUAGCUUCGAUUUCUGGCCACCGAGUCAAUUGGCCCCAGCCACAAGUAGCUUACAACGUGAGCAAAAGUGCUUUGUUGACAUUGAAGAGUUGUUUGGCGGCCGAAUGGGCAAGGUACGGAAUCAGAGUUAAUUCGCUCUCCCCGGGGUAUAUGGACACGAUAUUGAAUGAAGGAGAGGGAAUUGCAGAGGCACGAAAGAUAUGGGCAGAUAGGAACCCUUUGGGGAGAAUGGGAACGCCGAAUGAGCUGACAGGUACCGUUGUGUUGCUCUCGAGCAUGCAAGCUACAUACAUCAACGGAACGGAUAUUGUUGUGGAUGGAGGUCAGAUACUUUUCUGACGGUGACGAGUGAUGACGAG
This is a messenger RNA of Hyaloscypha bicolor E, 1271 nucleotides long. Its product is annotated as NAD(P)-binding protein. The record is from RefSeq and is a predicted model, not a curated record. The coding region runs from base 340 to 1251 and encodes 303 amino acids. The transcript has 6 exons. Lineage: Eukaryota; Fungi; Ascomycota; Leotiomycetes; Helotiales; Hyaloscyphaceae. Gene Ontology annotation, molecular function: oxidoreductase activity, acting on the CH-OH group of donors, NAD or NADP as acceptor.